Messenger RNA from Podarcis lilfordi (Lilford's wall lizard), 13942 nucleotides. The record is from the annotation of a GenBank genome assembly. NCBI's taxonomy places the organism in Eukaryota, Metazoa, Chordata, Lepidosauria, Squamata, Lacertidae.
AUGAGCGAACUGGAGCAGUUGAGGCAGGAGGCGGAACAGCUGCGCAACCAGAUCAGGGUGAGUGGCUGCAGUUGGCAGCGCCAGCCAAGUUUCUAGCCCUCAUUGAGGUGCCGGGCUCAACAUUUCUCUUUUUUUCCGGGGAUGGAGACUUUGCGGGGUUGAGACGCUGAGAUCCAGUGGCGAGGGCCUUCUGGCGGUUCCCUCAUUGCGAGAAGUAAGGUUACAGGGAACCAGGCAGAGGGCCUUCUCGGUGGUGGCGCCCGCCCUGUGGAACGCCCUCCCUUCAGAUGUGAAGGAAAUAAGUAGCUACCCUAUCUUUAAAAGGCAUCUGAAGGCAGCCCUGUUCAGGGAAGUUUUUAACAUUUAACGCUUUAUUGUUUUUAAUACUUGAUUGGGAGCCGCCCAGAGUGGCUGGGGAAACUCAGCCAGAUGGGUGGGGUAUAAAUAAUAAAUUAUUAUUAUUAUUAUUAUUAUUAUUUGCACUCACCCCUGCUCUCUUCUCCUUUUCCCUUCCCGCAGGACGCUAGGAAAGCAUGUGGGGACUCCACGCUGACCCAGGUGAGGCGAAAGAAACCCCUCGAAUAUAUUUUCCCCUCCAGGCUUGACUACCGUAAUUCGCUCUACGCGGGGCUGCCCUUGAAGCUGACCCACAAACUCCAGCGGGUGCAGAAGGCUGCAGCGAGGCUCCUCACGGGGUCCCUGCCAUGGGAGCAUAUUCACCCAGUGCUUUUCCAGCUGCACUGGCUCCCGGUGGAGUACAGGGUCAGGUUUAAGGUGCUGGUUUUGACCUUUAAAGCCCUUUGUGGCUUAGGGGACCCUCGUAUCUAUGGGACCACCUCUCCUGGUCUGCCCCGCAGAGGACCUUCAGGUCCAUGAAUAAUCAUAGUUUAGAGGUCCCUAAGGAAGUCAGACUAUCCUCCACCAGAGCCAGGGCCUUCUCAGUGGUGGCUCCGACCUUUUAUUUUUCCUCCUUCCCUUUUUAUGAAGAUUUUUAUGCGAUCCUCCAGCUAAUUCUCCCCUGGUCUCCCCGCUGGCCCAAAUAGGACCAAUUCAGCCAGCUAACCCUGGGGAUCAUCUAAUGUUUAUUGGAUGGAUUUCCCCCCUAAAUUGAUUUUUGAAUUCUGAAUUUGUUGUUAUUCCCGUUUUAAUACUGUAUUUUAUGCUGUUUUUUGCUGCAUCGAUUAAGCGUUUUAAAUUUGUUGUUAGCCACCCUGAACCGGGAAGGGCGGGGUAUAAAUAAAUAAUACAAAUUUAUUAAAUAAAUAAAUAAACAUUUAUUAUUAUUAUUAAUUCCUCCCCCACUUUGAGAUGUUGUUGGAAGAAGCAGGCGAGGGUCUCUGGAGGUUGUGUGUGUUUCGCAGAGGUGUUCCUCCUCUCUGGGGGGGCCUUUCGUCUUUUGACACCCCCCUUCUCUUUUUCUCCCCACCCCCAGAUCACAGCUGGCCUCGAUCCGGUGGGCCGGAUCCAGAUGCGGACGAGGCGCACAUUACGGGGUCACCUGGCGAAGAUCUACGCCAUGCACUGGGGGACAGACUCCAGGUGAGAGCAAAGGGCGGCGGUGGCGGCUGCCCCUUGGAAUUGUGGGAUUGGACGGGACCCCCAAAGGCCAUCUAGUCCAACCAGGGUGGACAAAAAAACAAUGGUUUUUUAAAAUUUAAAUUGAAUUUUUAAAAUUUAAAUUGGAUUUUUAACAUUUAAAUUGGAUUUUUAACAUUUAAAUUGGAUUUUUAAAAUUUAAAUUGAAUUUUUAAAAUUUAAAUCGGAUUUAUUUAUUUUUAUUUAAAUUGGAUUUUUAAAAUAAAAUGCCUUUGGAGGAAAAGUCUUUCUAAAUGUAGUUUUCUAUUUCAUUUGCAUUAUAGUCCAAAGGCUGUUCAUCAGGAAAUAAGGAUUUGUUUUAAGUUUUUCACGUGUGCUAAAAUCAGUCUUAAGUGGGGUUUUUUAAUCGUUUAACAACAUCAGUUAACGAACAUGGAUACAUAUGCCAUAGUGUUGUUGUUUUAGUUAAACAGAUCGUUUAAAUGAUUACUAAGGAAAUGAUUAUUUUUUCUCCUUCCAAUGAAGUAAAGCAGAAAGGUUGCCCAACUAUAAACAGUUAACUUAUUAAACCUCACGAUCAUUCCAUCAUUAUCUGUCUGUGUAUUUCUAAUGGUAUAACCAAAUCAGCGAUUUUUGAUGUAACUGUAAAAACCACUCUGAAAAUUCUUUGUUCCAGAAAUGAAACCUCCAUCUGGUUGUAAAUAUUAAGAUUAUACCAGCCGGAAUGAGUCUUUCUGUAAAAAAAAAAAAAGUCUUACUGACUAGCGAUUUUUAUCGGGAUUUAAAUCAGUUUGAUUUAAAUGAAAUCCGCCCUGAGUCCCACCCCCUGCAAUGCAAAAGGAGCCCGGUUUGAUCUCCUGUAGCAUCUAUUGGCAGGGCUGGGUGAGACCCCACUCGCCUGGGCAGCUGCAGCUGCCGGCCCGUGUGGACAAUACUAAGCUCAAUGGACGCCAAUGGGCUUGGUCCCAUCUCCCUGUGUUGGGCGUGCAGAAGAGGAAAAAGGGCUUUGGGUCUCCUCUUGUCCCCGAGCGACUCGGAAACCCUCUAUCUCACUCUGAGUUCCACCCAAUCUCACGCCGCCUCCGUUCUUCCUCUCUCCACCUCUACAGGUUGCUGGUUAGUGCUUCCCAAGACGGCAAACUGAUCAUUUGGGACAGCUACACCACAAACAAGGUAAGGCCUGUGUGGCUGUCAGUGGGCCCUGUUAUUUGGCCCCGGGGGACCCUUCGAGCGUCACCCGGGGCCCUUAUCAGUGCCUGGAGGGUGGCCGUAUGAGAGCAGGGCCUUUUUGGUGGUGGCUCCCUGCUUGCAGCAAGCUCUCCCCAGGGAGGGCUCUCCUUGCACCUUCGCUUUGCAUAUCUCUAGGUGCUUUUUUCCCACCAGGACUCUACUUAUCCAGGGCCCCUUUUUUAAAAACGCAUCGGUUUAUUUGUUAAUACAGUCGCACCUCUUCUUGCGAACGCUUCAUGUUGCAUGUUUUUGGGUUAGGAACGCGGCAGAGCCAGAAGUGUUUACUUCUGGGUUUUGCCGCACGCACAGGAGUGUUCUGCGCAGUUCGCGCAUGUGCAGAAGAGCUCUGUCGCGCUUCGCAAGUGCGCAGAAGUGCCGCUCUGGUUAGGGACUUUUCGGGGUGCGAAUGGCACCCUGGAACGGAUCGCAUCCGCAACCAGAGGUACCACCGUAUAGCGUAAGUCGUUUGAGUUGCCUUUGUAAAAGUUAAAAAAAGCAACCGAAACGUUUCGUAAAUAAGACCAUGAGAAGAGUCUGCCGGAUCAAGCCAAAGCGGGGUGGAGGGUGGGUCCAAUCCAGUCCAGCAUCCUGUUCUCCCAGUGGACAACCAUUAUGGGAAACUGUCAAGCGGGAUCAUGUGGCUCCCAGAAACUGGUCAUCAUAGCUGCAGCCCUCUGAAUUGGUCGAAUCCAGGUUAGUGGUCCCUCCUGUGGCAGGGAGUUCCACAGUUUAACAGUCUUAAGGCGGACGUCCUUUUAUCUUCCCCGAAUCUUCCAACAAUUGACUUCCUGGGAUGUCCGCAAAUUCCAGUGUCACGAAAAAGCAUUUUGAGUUUAGGCAGGCCUGUCCCCAGACAUUUAGAAAAACCAACACGACUUUGAGCCGCUAUGUGGCUGGUUUAAUUUUUUUGCAGACUUUUAAAGUUGCCGCUGCUGUUUUUCCUUAGCAAUCACUUUAUUUGCUGUAUCCUUUUUCGUACUGCUUUGAAGCACGUUUUUUUUAAAAAAGCUUCAUAAAUUUUGUGAAGUAAAUAAACAACAUUGACACCCCCCCCCAGCCAAGAGAAUAUAUUAUUUCACAAUGAUAAUUGCUGAUAAUAACGAUCACCGUACUUUUCCACGUAUAAGACUAUGGUUUCUUUCACUGUAGAAUAAUGGUCGAAAUCUGGGCUCGUCUUAUACAUGGAUAGUGCAGCUGGAGGGGUUUCUUUAUAAUAAUUUAUUAUUUAUACCCCGCCCAUCUGGCUGGGUUUCCCCAGCCACUCUGGGUGGCUUUCAACAGAAUAUAAAAAUACAAUAAUUUAUAAAGAAUAAAGAAGAAAUAAAGAAUCUCAUUUGGGUAGAAACUGUUUCAUAAACUGAAAGAGAUCAUUUCCAGGGUGCGCACUAUCCUGCGCUAUCUCUGCAGCUUUGUUAUGGCACCUGGAAGCAUUGAUUUGAUCCAAGGUGGGAAGAGGGCACCCAAUUAUUCGCUGAAUUGGGAUCGGAAGCGUCCUGGGAGCCAGUGUAGGUCUUUAAUUGGAGUCCCCAAAAAUAGGGGGCGUCUUAUACAUGGAAAAAUAUGGUACAGUGGUACCUCAGGUUACAGACGCUUCAGGUUGCAGACUCCACUAACGCAGAAAUAGUACCUCGGGUUAAGAACUUUGCUUCAGGAUGAGAACAGAAAUUGCGCGGCGGCGGCACGGCAGCAGCAGGAGGCCCCAUUAGCUAAAGUGGUGCUUCAGGUUAAGAACAGUUUCGGAUUAAGAACAGACAUCCAGAACGAAUUAAGUUCUUAACCCGAGGUAAAGGUAAAGGGACCCCUGACCAUUAGGUCCAGUCGCGGAUGACUCUGGGAUUGUGGCGCUCAUUUCGCUUUAUUGACUGAGGGAGCCGGCGUACAGCUUCCGGGUCAUGUGGCCAGCAGGACUAAGCCGCUUCUGGCGAACCAGAGCAGCGCACAGAAACGCCAUUUACCUUCCCGCCGGUGUGGUACCUAUUUAUCUACUUGCACUUUGAUGUGCUUUCGAACUGCUAGGUUGGCAGGAGCAGGGACCGAGCAACGGGAGCUCACCCCGUCAUCGCGGGGAUUCGAACCACCGACCUUCUGAUCGGCAAGCCCUAGGCUCUGUGGUUUAACCCACAGCGCCACCCACGUCCCUUAACCCGAGGUACCACUGUAGGGAGGAAGAGGUGCUGCUGAUCUGUUGGGGUCCCUGGUUUUUUGUAUCUCACGCACCCCGUUUUCCUGCUUCCUGCAGGUCCACGCCAUCCCUCUGCGGUCGUCGUGGGUGAUGACUUGUGCCUACGCCCCAUCCGGGAACUACGUGGCCUGUGGCGGCCUGGACAACAUCUGCUCCAUCUACAGCCUCAAGACCCGGGAAGGGAAUGUCCGGGUCAGCCGGGAACUCCCCGGGCACACAGGUGAGGGGCUCUCCCAAACCCCACGCCCUUGCCCCCCUCUCGCCUCCUUCGCGAAACCAAACUGGUUACACCGGUACCUUGGCUCUGAAACUUGAUCCGUUCCGGAAGUCUGUUCCAAAACCAAAGCGUUCCAAAACCAGGGCGCACUUUCCCAUAGAAAGUAAUGCAAAACGGAUUAAUCCGUUCCAGACUUUUAAAAACAACCCCUAAAGUAAUAAUAAUAAUAAUAAUAAUAAUAAAUAUAAAGCGUCAUAAAUUUUGUGAAGUAAAUAAACAACAUUGACCCCCGCCCAGCCAAGAGAAUAUAUUAUUUCACAAUGAUAAUUGCUGGUAAUAAUGAUUACCGUACUUUUCUGUGUAUAAGACUAUGGUUUCUUUCACUGUAGAAUAAUGUUCAUUAUCUGGGCUCGUCUUAUACACGGAUAUUGCAGCUGGGGGCAUUUUUAAAUAAUAAUAAUUUAUUUAUACCCCGCCCAUCUGGCUGGGUUUCCCCAGCCACUCUGGGCGGCUUCCAACGGAAUAUUAAAAUACAAUAGUCUAUUAAACAUUAAAAGCUUCCCUAAACAGGGCUGCCUUCAGAUGUCUUCUAAAAGUCUGGUAGUUGUUUUUCCUCUUUGACAUCUGGUGGGAGGGCGUUCCACAGGGCGGGGGCCACUACCGCAGCAAUUUAUCAUGAAUUUUGCCAUCUAACGAGACCGUUGAGCCAUAAAAUGAAACGAUAAUCAAGGUACGGUACUAUAAAAUAAAUAAGGCAGUGUUGUAGAGGCUAAAAACUAAAAUUGUUAUUUUUCUUCCUUGCACUGAUGAUAGCCAAUGUUUGGAUGGGGGGCUUUUAUCCGUUUCCGCAGUCACACAAUCGAUCAGUAGCUGAACUGGGUUCCUCACAGUCAAAAAAACAAAUGAACCAAAAAAGCCUCAAAAACGCGUAAUAAAUAGCAAAAACAAAAGCGCCAAACUUAAUCCGUUCUGGAAGUCCGUUUGACUUCUGAAACGUUCGAAAACGAAGGCGCAGCUUCUGAUUGGUGCAGGCGCCCCGGAAAAAAUAGCUGGCAGCCACACUGGACGUUCGGCUUCCGAAAAACAUUCGAAAACCGGAACACUUAUUUCUGGGUUUUCUGAGUUGGAGAACCAAGGUACCACUGUACUUAAUUUUGCUUUCCCUGUACCUCCUCCCUACCUUUCAACCCCAAUUUUGGAGGAGUAUCUAACACCUCAGAAGGCAGGAUUGGGAUUGAAAGUGCCCUUAAAGCAAAGGUUUUCCAAUAGGACUGAUUUAGCCAGCUAGCCCUGGUGAUCAUCUAAUGUUUAUUGGAUGGAUUUCCCAUCUAAAUUCUGAAUUUAUUGUUAUUCACGUUUUUAUACUGCAUUUUAUGCUGGGGGUUUUUGUUGCAUCAAAUUAAGUGUUUUAAAUUUGUCGUUAGUUGCCCUGAGCCCGGUUUACUGAACCGGGAAGGGCGGUUUAGAAAUGAAAAUUUAUUAUUAUUUUGAGUCCAUGGCUCCCUUGACCAGCUGCAUUCUUUCCCUGUGGGGCUCAGGAGCCCAGCUAAGUCACCCCUCACGGCAUUUCGAACUCGCUUCCUUGUUGCAGAGGGUUCCCUCGGCCUCUGGUUUCCAAGGGUUCAAAUGCCCCACGCUUGGCCAUGAGCAAAGCUCGCUGGGCGUACGACCUUGAGGGGCCCGGUCGCUGCCGCAGCCUAGCCUACCUCGCAAGGACGUUAUUUGGAUUAAUAAUAAUAAUUAAUAAUAAUUAUGGCCCCUGGUCUGAGUCGGUAUAAGGCACCUUCCUAUGCUCCAAGUUAAAAGGAUCUGGAAGUCUUAGUAGACCAGAAGCUUAAUGUGAGUCCGCAGUGUGAUGCAGCAGCAAAAAAAGGCAAAUAAUAAUAAUAAUAAUAGUAUCUUUAUUGCCAAUCAAUCAAUCCUUUAUUAGGCAUAGCAAACCACACAUGAUCAAACAGACACCGCAUACAAAUUGUGCAAAAUACGAGCUCGGCAUAAUAAGGUUUGUCCCAGUCCGAUCUUUCACUCCAGAGGAAAUCAAUUUGCAGAAAUAAUACAAUACACUACCACAUCGCCGAUCAAUUAAGAACCACUAAAUCUCUUUAUAACGGCCCAGUCUUUCUACAUGGACAACCUGCGUGCAAUGAAAUUAACUGGGCCUCUCCGCCCUGCCACACAAACCCUCAAUCUCAUUGCACUCUUGUGUGCUUGUCGCACAACCACACCAACCCCAAUAUAGUCAGUUGCGCUAUAUUAUUUUCCGUUCAGCAGCCUAACAGCCCAUGGAUAGAAACUGUUUUUUAGACUGAUUAGACGUCUAUAUCUCCUGCCCGAAAUAAGCAAGUGGGAGAGAACUGUGUCUGCGUUGGGAGAAAAAAAACCUGCAGGAUAUAUAAAGAUGCAACAAGUAAAUAUAAUAAUAAUAAAAAUAAAUAAUAGUUAAGUAAAUAAAAACUGUAUUUUCUGGCGUAUAAGACUACUUUUUAACCCAGGAAAAUCUUCUCAAAAGUUGGGGGUCGUCUUAUACGCCAGCUACAGCGGCAGCUCCUGCAGCAACUCCCCACCAAAGGAUAAAACGACAGCAAAUUAAAUCGGAGGACACCAAGCUCUCUAGAUGAAGCAGAAAUACGCUUGAAAAUUGGCCCCAGAAGCCCCCGGCCACUGGGAAGUGGAGCGGAUUUCUGAGCCGGACUGGAGACUUGUUUUUUUAAUUUUUAUUUGGUUUUGUGUUGGAAGAGGGGUAGUCUUAUACGGCGAGCAUAUCCCAAACUCUGUAUUUUAACUGGAAAAGUUGGGGGGGGGGGUCGUCUAUCUCUCUUUCAAAUCGGAACCAGUGAAGGCGGUGAAGGCCCUGUGUGAGUGUCUGGAGGCGGUUGGAGGAUGGAUGGCGGCUAACGGAUUGAAGUUGAAUCCUGACAAGACAGAAGUACUGUUUUUGGGGACAGGAGGCGGGCAGGUGUGGAGGACUCCCUGGUCCUGAAUGGGGCAACUGUGCCCCUGAAGGACCAGGUGCCCAGCCUGGGAGUCAUUUUGGACCAAUUGCUGUCCAUGGAGGCGCAGGUUAAUUCUGUGUCCAGGGCAGCUGUUUACCAGCUCCAUCUGGUACGCAGGGUGAGACCCUCCCUGCCCACAGACUGUCUUGCCAGAGUGGUGCAUGCUCCGGUUAUCUCCCGCUUGGACUACUGCUAUGCGCUCUACGUGGGGCUACCUUUGAAGGUGACCCGGAAACCGCAACUAAUCCAGAAUGCGGCAGCCAGACUGUUGACUGGGAGCGGCUGCCAAGACCACAUAACACCAGUCUUGAAAGACCUAUGUUGGCUCCCAGUACAUUUCCGAGCACAAUUCAAAGUGUUGGUUCUGACCUUGAAAGCCCUAAAUGGCCUCAAAGGCCCAGUAGACCUGGAGGAGUGUCUCCACCCCCAUCGUUCUGCCCGGACACUGAGGUCCAGCUCCGAGGGCCUUCUGGCGCUUCCCUCCCUGCGAGAAGCCAAGUUACAGGGAACCAGGCAGAGGGCCUUCUUGGUGGUGGCGCCCGCCCUGUGGAACGCACUCCCUUCAGAUGUGAAGGACGUAAGCAGCUAUCUUCUCUUUAAAAGACAUCUGAAGGCAGCCCUGUUUAGGGAAGCUUUUAAUGUUUAAUGCUGUACUGUUUUUAACACUUGAUUGGGAGCCGCCCAGAGUGGCUGGGGAAACUCAGCCAGAUGGGCGGGGUAUAAAUAAUAAAUUAUUAUUAUUAUUAUUAUUAUUAUUAUUAUUAUUUAUUAUUAUAUGCCCAGUCGUCUUAUACUCUGGAAAAUACGGUAAUAAUAAUAAUAAUAAUAAUAAUAAUAAUAAUAUUGCGUUGGGCUGAGGGGGUUAGAGAAGGAAAACAGCAGGUAUUGCUCGGCCCGUAUUCGCCUCUGGCUCUGCCCAGCCCUGGGGUGCGGCCCUCCAAAUGUUGCCCAGAGAGGGGUGCGGCCCUCGAGGCUUCCCUCUCCGCAACUGCUGCGUUCUUUCCUUCCCAAGGCUACCUCUCCUGCUGCCGGUUUCUUAACGACAACCAGAUCAUCACCAGCUCCGGAGACACAACGUGGUGAGUAGAGUGCCAGGGUGCCCCACCUGACUGGCGCCCCGGGGGGUUGGGAUGGGUGACCUUUCGGGGUCCCUUGCGAAUCCCCGCAGCCCUCUGAUUUCUGCGUCUCCUCCUCUUCCCCCCCAAAAAGCGCCCUGUGGGACAUUGAGACAGGCCAGCAGACCACCGCCUUCACGGGCCACAGCGGGGACGUCAUGUCGCUGUCUCUGGCCCCCGACAUGCGGACCUUCGUCUCGGGCGCCUGCGAUGCCUCCAUCAAGCUGUGGGACAUCCGGGACAGCAUGUGCCGGCAGACCUUCACGGGGCACGAGUCCGACAUCAACGCCGUCUGCGUGAGUGCCGGGGCGGCUGCGGAGGGGGGCAGAAUGAGGACGGGGCCUUUUCGGUGGUGGCUCCCCAUUCGUGGGCUGCUCUGGCAACUCCCUUACAUAUCUGUAGUUGCCAGGCGAAAACAUUCCCCUUAAACCAGCCUGUUUAAACAACCUGUGGCCUUUUAAAUGAGUGUCUGUGGACAAGGGGGCAUUUAAUUUUAUUUUUAAUUAUUAUGUUACGCACGCAUAAUGAAGGCGCCUGCCUGAUCUCAAUAGGCAGGGAGUUCCACAGGUGUAGGUGCCGCUAUGCUACAUGGUCAGGUUCUUUAGAAACGUGGGGAAAGGCUGUUAAUGUGGUUGUUUGUGCCCCACCCUCCAGCCGAAAAGGCUCCCAGAAAAGAAGGUGGUUCUUGCCCCCUGAAGGCUAGAAAAUAAUGAUAGUAAUAAUGACAGGACACACAAGGAAAAGGGAACAGGGAGGGAUGAGGAAAUAAAUAUGGGGCAUUAGUUUCUAAAAAUGUUCCUCUAAUGACCAAAUGUUGGUGCAGUCCAUGGCAGGAGGUGCCCAAGGGACCUGAGGCCAUGGGAAGCGGGGCUGCGGGGGCUGUGGGAAGCGAGGCUCCGGGGGCCGUGGGAAGCGGGCUCCGGGGGCCAUGAGAAGCAGGCUAUGGGGGCCGUGGGGAGUGAGGCUCCGGGGGCCGUGGGAAGCAAGGUUCGGGAGCCAUGGGAAGCGGGCUCUGGGGGCCACAGGAAGCGAGGCUCCGAGGGCCAUGGGAAGCGAGGCUCUGGGUCCCAAGGGAAGCGAGCUAUGGGGGCCAUGGGAAUCAGGCUAUGGGGGCCGUGGGAAGCGGGGCUCUGGGGGCCGUGGGAAGCGAGGCUCUGGGUCCCAGGGGAAGCGAGGAUCCGGGGGCCAUGGGAAGCGAGCUAUGGAGGCCAUGGGAAGCGAGGCUCUGGGUCCCAGGGGAAGCGAGGAUCCGGGGGCCAUGGGAAGCGAGGCUCUGGGUCCCAGGGGAAGCGAGCUAUGGGGGCCAUGGGAAUCAGGCUAUGGGGGCCGUGGGAAGCGAGGCUCUGGGUCCCAGGGGAAGCGAGGAUCCGGGGGCCAUGGGAAGCGAGCUAUGGAGGCCAUGGGAAGCGAGGCUCUGGGUCCCAGGGGAAGCGAGGAUCCGGGGGCCAUGGGAAGCGAGCUAUGGAGGCCAUGGGAAGCGAGGCUCUGGGUCCCAGGGGAAGCGAGGAUCCGGGGGCCAUGGGAAGCGAGGCUCUGGGUCCCAGGGGAAGCGAGCUAUGGGGGCCAUGGGAAUCAGGCUAUGGGGGCCGUGGGAAGUGGGGCUCUGGGGGCCGUGGGAAGCGAGGCUCUGGGUCCCAGGGGAAGCGAGGAUCCGGGGGCCAUGGGAAGCGAGCUAUGGAGGCCAUGGGAAGCGAGGCUCUGGGUCCCAGGGGAAGCGAGGAUCCGGGGGCCAUGGGAAGCGAGCUAUGGAGGCCAUGGGAAGCGAGGCUCUGGGUCCUAGGGGAAGCGAGCUAUGGGGGCCAUGGGAAUCAGGCUAUGGGGGCCAUGGGAAGCGGGAUAUGGGGGCCAUGGGAAGCGAGGCUCCAGGGGCCAUGGAAAGCGAGCUAUGGGGGCCAUGGGAAGCGGGGCUGCGGGGGCCACGGGAAGCGGGCUCUGGGGGCCAUGGGAGGCGAGGUUCUGGGGGCCAUGGGAAGCGAGGCUCCGGGUCCCAGGGGAAGCGAGCUAUGGGGGCCAUGGGAAUCAGGCUAUGGGGGCCAUGGGAGGCGAGGCUCCGGGGGCCAUGGGAGGCGAGCUAUAGGGGCCAUGGGAAGCGGGCAGUGGGGGCCACGGGAAGCGAGGCUCUGGGGUCCUCUCCCAUCCCUGCCCCCCUCCUGAUGCCCCCUUCCUCUCUCUCUCCCCCCCUUGCAGUUCUUCCCCAACGGGAACGCCUUCACCACCGGCUCGGACGACGCCACCUGCCGCCUCUUUGACCUGCGGGCCGACCAGGAGCUCAUGAUGUACUCUCACGACAACAUCAUCUGCGGCAUCACCUCCGUGGCCUUUUCCCGGAGCGGGCGCCUCCUCCUGGCCGGCUACGACGACUUCAACUGCAACAUCUGGGACUCCAUGAAGGGCGACCGGGCAGGUGAGUAGCGCCGCAAAGUCCCUUUCGAGAAGAAGCUGGCUGCCAUCGCUGGUGGGGAAAACUCCUUUCCCUCCCCCAAAGUCGCAAGCGUGAUGCAGCAGCAGGAAAAAAGGCUCAUGCUAUUCUAGGCAAGUCAACAGUAGUUUCCACGCCUGGAAUACUGUGUCCGGUUCUGGGCACCCCAAUUUAAGACGGAUAUCGACAAGCUGGAACGUUCAGAGCUGGUAAACGCUCCCAAAUCUCCGUUUCUGGAAACCACAAGAGAGGAGAGCUGAUCUUGCGCUCGGAUUCUGCUCACGGAUUUCCCGUAACGGGCAUCUGAGAACAGGAUGCGGGACCAGGCGGGCCGCUGGCCUGAUCCUGGCAGUUUUUAAAGAGAGUCUCGUUCCAGCUUUACCCAGAGUGGCUGGGGCAACCUAGUUAGAUGGGCAGGAUAUAAAUAAUAAAAUCAUUCUUAUUCUUUUUACUACUGCCCCCUACUGGCUGCUUUGAAGUACCUGCGUUGUAAAAAUUCGGGACGUGCAACGGAAGGGACUUCUUCAUGCGUUGCGCAGUUGAGCUGUGGAACUCCCUGCCACAGCGAUGGCCACCAAAUCGGAUGGCUUUAAAAGAGGACGGGGCAAAUUCAUGGAGGAAGCGAGAGCGAUCGAUGGGUAACUGGCCAGAACAGCUGCGAUCUGCCUCCACGGUCAGAGGCAGCGAUGUUUCUGGACCACAGUUGCUGGAAACGGCAAGAGGGGAGAAUGCUGGUCUUGCAUUCGAAUCCUGCUUGCGGUUUUCUGGGCUCAGUGAGCCUCACUUAGACUGGCCCACCUUUUUGGAGGUCCAGAAGGGGCUGGUGGUAGUCCAAGCCACUGAAAUGUGGGGUGGGCAGAUGGCCAGAGGCUGCUGUACCCCGACUCUUCAUCCCUGGAAAGCAGGGGAGGCGAUUGAGGUUGAAUCCUGACAAGACAGAAGUACUGUUUCUUAGGGACAGGAGGCGGGCGGGUGUGGAGGACUCCCUGGUCCUGAAUGGGGCAACUGUGCCCCCGAAGGACCAGGUGCGCAGCCUGGGAGUCAUUCUGGACUCACCGCUGUCCAUGGAGGCGCAGGUCAGUUCUGUGUCCAGGGCAGCUGUUUACCAGCUCCAUCUGGUACGCAGGAUGAGACCCUCCCUGCCCGCGGACUGACUUGCCAGAGUGGUGCAUGCUCUGGGUAUCUCCCGCUUGGACUACUGCAAUGUGCUCUACGUGGGGCUACCUUUGAAGGUGACCCAGAAACUGCAACUAAUCCAGAAUGCGGGAGCUAGACUGGGGACUGGGAGACCAUAUAACACCAGUCCUGAGAGACCUACAUUGGCUCCCAGGACGUUUCGGAGCACAAUUCAAAAGUGUUGGUGCUGAUCUUGAAAGCCCUAAACGGCCUCAAAUGCCCAGUAGACCUGAAGGAGCGUCUCCACCCCCAUCAUUUAGCCCAGACACUGAGAUCCAGCUCCGAGGGCCUUCUGGCAGUUCCCUCCCUGCAAGAAGCCAGGUUACAGGGAACCAGGCAGAGGGCCUUCUCGGUGGUGGCGCCCUCCCUGUGGAACGCCCUCCCACCAGAUGUCAAAGAGAACAACAACUACCAGACUUUUGGAAGACAUCUGAAGGCAGCCCUGUUUAGGAAAGCUUUUAAUGUUUGAUGCAUUACUGUAUUAUAAUAUUUUGUUGGAAGCCGCCCAGAGUGGCUGGGGAAGCCCUGCCAGAUGGGCAGGGUAUAAAUAAUAAAUAAUUAUUAUUAUUAUUAUUUUGCCAAGCAACCUUCCAUCACAGCACCAACGAAAAAUAUUUUCAGAGUUUCCCGCAUGUGGAAUUUGAGCCGUAAUGGCUGUUCCCGCGAGUUUCUCACCCGAAGGUGCAUAUGCUAGGAAACAUGCGUGCGCACCUCCCUCUUCUCUUGAGGCUUCAGCCGUGAACCCUGCAUUGCUCGGGGGGUUGGGAUAGAUGACCCUCCGAGGUCCCUUCCAACUCUGCUAUUCCGCCCCCUUGCACGGUGCAGACAUUCUCCUCCAUUGGAACAUUUUUAAACAUAGGUGGCCCCUCACCACAGAUUCUUCAGCUGCCGGUUCCUGCAGGGGGGCUGGGCUGGAUGACCUUUGGGUGCCCCGACCAAUUCCUCCUUCCUCCCUUUCCUUCCUCAGGGGUCCUUGCCGGCCACGACAACCGCGUCAGCUGCCUGGGCGUGACGGACGACGGGAUGGCCAUCGCCACCGGCUCGUGGGACAGCUUCUUGAAAGUGUGGAACUGA